UUAACAUCAUUUAUUACUGAUUAUUUCUGUAUUAACAUAACUUAUUACUCAUUUCUGUAAUAACGUUAUUUAUUCAUGAUUACGUCUGUCUUAACAUAAUUUAUUACUGAUUAUUUCUGUAAUAACAUAAUUUAUUAAUGAUUAUUUCUGUAUUAACAUAAUUUAUUAUCGAUUACGUCUGUCUUAACAUAAUUUAUUAUUGAUUAUUUCUGUAUUAACAUAAUUUAUUAAUUAUUAUUUCUGUAAUAACAUAAUUUAUUAUGAUAAUUUCUGUAUUAACAUAAUUUAUUAAUUAUUAUUUCUGUAACAACAUUUCUUCUCUCUUUCUCCUGAAGGUGAAUGACAUAAUUACUGUAAAGCAUCUGAUCACAUGAUGACCUCCAUGGAUGACAUCAUGACGGAAUUCACCACCGAGGACCCGUCCUCCGUCAGCCCGUCGGUAACUCCUGACUAUGACGACUAUGACGACCUGAUGUGCGACCGGGCAUCGGUUCGAGUGUUCCGAGGUCGCUACGAGCCACCGUUGUUCUGGCUGAUCGCCUUGGUGGGCGGAGUCGGGAACCUGGCGGUGGUGUGGAUCUACACAAACUUUCGGCGGCGGCUGAAGACAAUGACGGACGUUUACCUGCUGAACCUGGCGGUGGCCGACCUGCUGUUCCUCGUCACGCUGCCGCUGUGGGCGGCGGAGGCGUGGCAGGGCACCUGGAGCUUCGGCUCACCACUCUGCAAGACGACCUCGGCGCUCUACAAGGUGAACCUCUUCAGCAGCAUGAUGCUGCUCACCUGCAUCAGCGUCGACCGAUACGUGGUCAUUGUGCAGAGUACGAAGGCGCAGAACUCACAGGUGGAGCGCCGCCGCUGCAGCCGGCUGGUGUGCCUGGGGGUGUGGCUUCUGGCCCUGCUGCUCGCCACGCCAGAGCUUGUGUUUGCCACCAAGGAGGAAUCAAAGGAUUACUGCCAGAUGGUGUACCCGUCUCACCUGGGCAACCGCACCAAGGUCCUGGUGCUGUCGCUGCAGGUGAGCAUGGGCUUCUGCCUGCCCUUCCUCGUCAUGGCGUUCUGCUACAGCGUCAUCUUCGCCAAGCUGCUCCGAACGCGCAACUUCCAGAAGCACAAGGCGAUGCGGGUCAUCCUGGCUGUGGUGGUGGUGUUCAUCGUGUCCCAGCUGCCAUACAACGGCAUGCUGGUGUUUGAGGCGGCGCAGGCAUACCGCAUGACGGUGACAGACUGUGAGGAGCUGAAACGGCUGGACGUGGUUGGGCAGGUGCUGAAGAGCCUGGCGUACCUGCAUGCCUGCCUGAACCCGUUCCUCUACGCCUUUGUGGGCGAUCGCUUCCGCCGCGACGUGCUGCAGCUGCUGCGCGGCUGCCGCUGUCGGACAACCGCCAGCAAGAAACCACUGAAGUUCAGGAGCCCGCUGAGCUCGACCCGCGCCUCCGUGAUGUCGGACAGCGACACCUCUCAGGCGUUGUCACUGUAGAGUCGCUUCUUCCUGUUUACCUGUGAUGUCAGCAGAUGACAUCAUUGAUCUUCAAAGCCCUGAAAAUCGACUUCCUGUGUUCAUUUAGGGCUUUUCAAAUUAAGGUGACUUCUAGGCAUUUAGUUUUUCAUAUUAAAGGACAAAAGAAAGACUUAAAUUAAGAUAAAUUCAUUAAAUUCAAAUUUGUUUCAGUUUGUCAACAAAAAAAAACAUAAAACAGCCGAACUGGAGUCACCUUGAUAUUUAAGGACUGCCAGGACCUAUAUGACCUUUCAGGACCUUCCUGUGUAUUAAAUGUGAAGCUCUCUUUUAGCUGCUGUGGUUGGACAGUUUGGUCAUAUGACCUCCUCAGGUGUUUGAACAGGAAACGCAUCACAUGAAUUAAGUGACGAUGUGAUUUUUCUCUGAAUGUGAAUUUUAGAAAUGAUUUCAAAUUAUUAAACAUAUGCUAACACAUGCUAACUUGCUAAUACAUGCUAACAUGCUAACACAUGCUAACAUAUGCUCACAUGCUAACGUGGACAGAAUUUCUGAAUGAUUUUGAUGUUUAGAAACAUGAAACUUUUCUCAGACUGAACUGAAUGUAAAUGUUUUAAUAUUAAAUAAAGUGUGUAAACUGA
This is a messenger RNA of Centropristis striata (black sea bass), 2100 nucleotides long. It is a transcript of the gene ccr9a, whose product is annotated as chemokine (C-C motif) receptor 9a. Gene Ontology annotation, molecular function: chemokine receptor activity. Gene Ontology annotation, cellular component: membrane. The transcript is spliced from 2 exons. The record is from RefSeq and is a predicted model, not a curated record. The coding region runs from base 371 to 1480 and encodes 369 amino acids. Gene Ontology annotation, biological process: G protein-coupled receptor signaling pathway; chemotaxis; immune response. Lineage: Eukaryota; Metazoa; Chordata; Actinopteri; Perciformes; Serranidae.